GAGAACCAGGGAGGGUCUUGUCUGAGACACUUGCUCAGGUUACAUUUCUGUUCUGGACUCAGGUUUCUUUUAUCUGUUGUCUUGGUAAUGGCUGUUCCUCCUGUUCCUCAAGGUCGUUCCUUCUACCAUUACAGGAGCAUUUAGACUCCCAUCAUCCUCUGCUCCAUGGCCUAUGGGGUGCCAAUGGAGGUCUUGCCCAUUGCAAGAGACUGGCCAUGUUCCCAAAGAGUUACACAAUGCAGGUAAUGGGUGGCCACAGAUGGAGUCCCCCUCUCCUACUAAACUGCAUUGUCUCAUCUGGUGCCCAAAGAUGCACCAUGCUGCAACUGCCACAAUUUUGAACCAGGGAUAGCCAAUCACUACGCAGGCUAAGAACUCUGGGAGUUGUAGUGCAAGGCAUUCAGGAGGCCCAGGGCAAAGGAGGCUCUUUCAAACCCCGAUUGUGGCACAUGAGCUCUUGACUGCAGCCACAGCCUCAAAAUGUCCCCUGGUUGCAGAUUCCAUGAUCUAAAACGUCUCUGUGGCAGGCACCAGGGGGUCCUUGUGCAUCUGGGCAGUCUCGAAGGAGGUUGUGCUUCAUCAUGUUGUCUUCUUUCCUUCCGUAGUUGAUGGUGGAGGAUGGCUCCUCUCCCGGGGGUGGAAUUGGUGAAGAGCCCUUUGCAGUUGUACCGCUACCUGCUCCGUUGCUGCAGGGUUCUUCCUGAAAAGAACCUCCAGGAUCAUUACAAGCACACAAUCCGGCAGAGCUUCAAAGUUCAUGUCGAUGAAGACAGUCCUGAGAGGAUCCAGCAGAUUAUCAAAAGGGCCAUCGAAGAUGCUGACUGGGUAAUGGACAAAUAUAAGAAACCAAAGUAAGGGAGAAACGGUUGGUGGAAAAGUGAAGAUUGUUUCUUAAAACAAUUGGACUGAAGAAACCAGUUUGCGACAGUAGCCGGCUCCUGGGAACCCCGCUGCUUUCUGUGAUUGUAAAAUGCAAGAGGACAAACUCAAAUUCAACUAGCUGCUGGCAUUUAGGAACUUCUUUGCUACUGGUGAUCAGCCUUUAAUAGAUGAGGGACAAGCUAUCUCAAGCGACUGAUCUUUAGCGGUUGAAUUUUCUGAGCUGAAAUGACAUGGCCUCUACAGGGCUCGGAGCAGGAGCCAUCGUGAAGUUGCAUUUCCACAAGACGUAUGCCACAUUUCCACAGGAUUUAUAUCUAAGCUCUGCUGUUGAACCUAGUUUUUGUUGGUAGCAUGCAGGAAAAUGGGUUAAUUUUGGAUCUAGGGCUGCUGUUUACACUAGAAACUAUUAAAAUCAAGUUUUGAUUUGCUACAGCUGCUGCUUAGUCCAUUUCCUAGAGAUACUAUGUGGCAUAGAUUCAACCUUCCCAUUCACAUCUGUGGAACAUCCAGGCUUAUAUUUUAAGAAAUGGCA
This is a messenger RNA of Candoia aspera, 1414 nucleotides long. It is a transcript of the gene LYRM9, whose product is annotated as LYR motif containing 9. The record is from RefSeq and is a predicted model, not a curated record. Bases 619 to 855 code for a protein of 78 amino acids. Lineage: Eukaryota; Metazoa; Chordata; Lepidosauria; Squamata; Candoiidae. The transcript has 3 exons.